UAGAGCUCAUAUUAUUUUCCUCUCAAAAGUUCGAUAUAUAUAUCUCGUACCAAUUAAAAUUAUGUACUCUGCAACUCACGAGGGUGACAUGUCAUCACCGUCGACUUCAGCACAACCAUGUCGCCGCUUUUCACUUGAAGAGAUUCAAUCUGCUACCAACAACUUUGAUGAUAAACUCGUCAUUGGUGAAGGAGGAUUUGGAAAAGUUUACAAAGGUCGUAUAACCAUUGAAGAAACCAGCCAUUUUGUGGCCAUCAAACGGUGUGAUUACAGGUCUGACCAGGGUGCAUCUGAGUUUAGAGCUGAAAUCGAAAUGCUUUCUAAGUUGCGCCAUUGUCACUUGGUAUCGUUAUAUGGUUUUUGUGAUGUUGAAAAGGAGAUGAUACUUGUUUAUGAAUAUAUGCCAAAUGGAACCUUACACGACCAUUUACACAAGGCUGCUACACAUUUAACUUGGGUUCAACGACUAAAGAUAGCCAUAGGUGCUGCACGUGGGUUAGACUACCUUCAUACCGGUUUUGGCACCCAUCAAGGAGUCAUACAUCGUGACGUGAAGAGUUCAAACAUUCUUUUGGAUGAGAACUGGGAAGCCCUGAUAUCGGAUUUUGGGCUGUCCAAAAUAGGCCCAACUAAUCAAUCAUUGUCUUUUAUUGACGCUAGCGUUAAAGGCACAUUUGGGUAUCUGGAUCUAGAGUAUUUCUAUACUGGAAAAUUAACUAGGAAAUCAGAUGUAUAUUCAUAUGGAGUUGUAUUAUUUGAAUUGCUUUCAGGAAGGCUUCCUGUAGACAAAAAGUAUGGGGAGGAAGACUGUAGUUUGGUAAGGUGGGUUCAAAAAUGUGUAAAAGAGCGAAAAGUAGAUCAAAUGGUUGAUUCUAAUAUGAGUGGAAUUUUCCCCAAAUGUGUAAAGCAGUUUGUCCAGAUUGCACAUCCUUGUUUAUCUAGUGUCCCGAAAGAGCGGCCCAAUAUGACUGAGGUUGUGGCCUCUCUUCAAGCCUUACUUAAACUACAUGAGCAAUUGGAGGCUUCUGCCGUUUCACCAACUGGGCUCACUUCAAAAAUGCAUAAGUAUUUUGGUUUAUCACCAAAACUGAACUCUCCAAAGUUGAACAGUGGUAUAGACCGACUCUUUGUGUUCUGUGUCUGUUUAUUAUUCUUAUUUGUACCAGAUAUUUAAUUUGGGCUACUUCUGAUA
Molecule: messenger RNA, 1192 nt
Organism: Erigeron canadensis
Lineage: Eukaryota; Viridiplantae; Streptophyta; Magnoliopsida; Asterales; Asteraceae
Product: probable receptor-like protein kinase At5g38990
Exons: 1
Coding region: 62-1174 (370 amino acids)
Biological process (GO): protein autophosphorylation
Cellular component (GO): plasma membrane; plasmodesma
Molecular function (GO): ATP binding; transmembrane receptor protein tyrosine kinase activity
Source: RefSeq, a predicted model, not a curated record